AUGGUGCAUCCCAUAUCGCAGUUGGUUCCGUACAUCGACUCGGCGCAGAUCGUGGUAAAGAGGAGGGGCUCCGCGAUAUACACCAUGUAUCCGACUGCGAAGGUUAUCCAAAAUGAUUCCGGAGGCGACUGUGUCCAAGAUGUGCACCUACUGUACGAAUUCCCCACCAGUACCGAAUGCAGAGUCGUGACCGGAUCUCUAUCGACAGCGACUGUGAUGGACGACUUCCUACCCGCGUACACCCUCAUGGCGACCUCCGUCUCUGAGUUCGUGUAUACGACCAUGGACACGACCUGCGUCAUGGCGAACCUCGUUGGACUUGCUUGCGUAAUGAUCGAACACGUACUGGACCAUGGACAACGAGUGGUCAUUCGACGACUCGAGCAAACCGGAGCUGCAGAGCGCGAAACGCCCAUGGAGUCGAAGGAAUACCUCUCGGCGCUCAUGAGGCAAAGGGGAGUCCCGAGCUUGGACUGCUUCACGGAGUCGAUAGUGUCCUCGUUCAAGGUGGGCAUGGGCUGCAGUCCGGUCGUCGAAGGUACGCUCAGGAAGCUCAUACCGGUGUGCAGAUGGCAAAGCAAGAACGUUCUGGUUACGAUGUGGACACUGGAGCCGGUUGUGUCGAGCGUGAUCAUAUCGGGCAUCCUUCCGGGAUCCAGCAUAUUCUUCGGAGUGCACUCGAGAGGAUCGAGGAUUUCGCACAUGAUGCUGACUCCAGAGUUAGUUACCCUGAUAUCCGCGUAUUCGAGGAGGAUCUGCUCCAUGUCGGGCGUGACCUCGUCGGUAGCUACGAGCUCGUUUACCAAGCUGAAGUUCCAGCCCAACCUCAGCACGGGCACGGCCACGUCUCUCACCUUGUUCGGAAACGGGUCCAUGCAACUGUGUGGGUCACCCAAGGACAUGCAGGGCAUGUGUUCCGUCAUGGUAGAGACUGUGAAGGAGGUCAUGGAGUCGGAGCCUGCGCUGUUUUUGGAGACUAUGAGGAGAGCGGAUACGCCUGCAUUAUAG
Molecule: messenger RNA, 1008 nt
Organism: Pyricularia pennisetigena
Lineage: Eukaryota; Fungi; Ascomycota; Sordariomycetes; Magnaporthales; Pyriculariaceae
Exons: 5
Coding region: 1-1008 (335 amino acids)
Source: RefSeq, a predicted model, not a curated record